AUGUCGGGGGACUACGAGGAGGACGUGUGCCGCAGCGCCCUGCGCCUGGUGCAGGAGCUCUGCUUCGCCCCCCGUGCCCGUGCCCAGCACCAGCAGUGCCUGGAGUUCACCGACCUCCUGCGGCACCGCGGGCACCCCCGGCCUGCCGACGCUGACAUCUCGGUGAGCCUGCUGUCGGUGAUCGUCACCUUCUGCGGCAUCGUGCUGCUGGGCGUCUCGCUCUUCGUCUCCUGGAAGCUCUGCUGGGUGCCCUGGCGCGACAAGGGGGGCGCGGGGGCCGCCCCCCGCAAGGAGCCCCCCCACCCCGUGCCCUUCGGGGAGCCCGAGCGGGGGGAAGCGGGCGCCGAAGCCCCCGAGCGCUCCUACCUGGACAUGGGGUCCUGCCCCGAGGCCGCCCUAAAGCUGAGCCAGACUUCGCCCGAGCUGCCCCUGGAGCGCGACGGGGCCGGGGGGGCCCUGCCCAGCGCCACCUCCCAGCAGCAGGUGGCGGCGCUGGGACACGGGGGGGUGGCUGGGGACCCCACCCCAGCUCCAUCACCAGGACCACCCCUUUUCCCCCCCAGACACCCCCCGGCCCCCCGCCCAUCCAGCCCGGACCCCCCGAACCUCUUCGAGGAGAAACCCGAGCAAAGCACCAGCAUCGGCCAGAUCCAGCCCGAGCUCUACCAGCCCGGCGAGGGCGACGCUCGGCGCGGGGGCGCCGGGGGAGCCGGGGGGGGGACGCCCUGCGGGCGGCUGAGCGUCGCCCUGCGCUACGCCUACGGCACCGAGCAGCUGGUGGUGCGGGUGCUGCGCGCCCGCGACCUCCCCGCCAAGGACGCCAACGGUUUCUCCGACCCCUACGUCAAGAUGUACCUGCUGCCCGACCGCAAGAAGAAAUUCCAGACCAAGGUGCACCGGCGGACGCUCAACCCCGUCUUCGACGAGACCUUCAGCUUCGGGGUGCCCUUCGCCGAGCUGCCCGCCCGCCGCCUGCACUUCAGCGUCUACGACUUCGACCGCUUCUCGCGGCACGACCUGAUCGGGCAGGUGGUGCUGGAUAACCUGCUGGAGGCGGCCGAGCGCGACGGCGAGACGCCCAUCUGGAGGGACAUCCUGGAGGCCACCGCGGAGAAGGCAGACCUGGGGGAGGUGAACUUCUCGCUGUGCUACCUGCCCACGGCCGGGCGCCUCACGGUCACCGUCAUCCGCGCCUCCAACCUGCGCGCCAUGGACCUGACCGGCUUCUCGGACCCCUACGUGAAGGCCUCGCUGAUGGCGGAGGGCCGGCGGCUGAAGAAGCGCAAGACGUCCAUCAAGAAGAACACCCUGAACCCCAGCUACAACGAGGCGCUGGUGUUCGACGUCCCGCACGAGAGCGUGCACCACGUCAGCCUCACCAUCGCCGUGGUCGACUACGACUGCAUCGGGCACAACGAGGUGAUCGGGAUGUGCCGGGUGGGCAGCGACGCCGAGGGGCCGGGCCGCGAGCACUGGGCCGAGAUGCUGGCCAACCCCCGUAAACCCAUCGAGCACUGGCACACCCUGGUCGAGGAGAAGGCGCUGGGGCUGGCGGCCAAGGGGGCGGCGCGGGACAAACCCAGCAUCGUGGUGGAGCCCGACUGA
This is a messenger RNA of Cygnus atratus (black swan), 1605 nucleotides long. RefSeq names its product synaptotagmin-3-like. Gene Ontology annotation, molecular function: SNARE binding; calcium-dependent phospholipid binding; clathrin binding. NCBI's taxonomy places the organism in Eukaryota, Metazoa, Chordata, Aves, Anseriformes, Anatidae. The record is from RefSeq and is a predicted model, not a curated record. Gene Ontology annotation, biological process: regulation of calcium ion-dependent exocytosis; calcium-ion regulated exocytosis; cellular response to calcium ion. Gene Ontology annotation, cellular component: membrane.